CUUGACAAGAGAGAACCUCCAUCUGCUGUCAAGAGAGCCUCAGAGAUUUCUUACAACACCCUGAACUUUUAGGUAUCUGUCCAUCCUGUUUAGGACAACUUUCUGGAUCAUCCAUCUUCAGAAUACAAGAGCUUCCCCAUUUCUACCAGAGGACCCAUGUGGGUGGUGGAGAAGAUCCGUGUGUCAGUGGAGAGAUCUAACCUUCCCAUCCCAUCAGCCGAACUCAGCUUUAAAAUUGGUGAUAUCAUGUUUGGAGAAAAAGUAGACAAACCCAAAAGGAUUUCCCUCUGUCCUAAUGUCAUCACCCCUGACAACAUCCCAGAGUUCUGCAUCCCCCCAACAAUCCCAUCCCUGCAGGAGAUGAAGACUACGGAGCACAGCCGAGCCGCUCGUGUUAUCAAAGUGUCUCCCUUUGAGAGGGCUAGCCCUGAAAUAGAGGUGAAACAUCAUGAGCCUCUCAACCCCCACAUCAUCCAGGUGGAGAGCGUCGAUGAGAACCCCUACGAUGGCUGCAGUGAUGAGGAGACCACCAAUGCAGAUCCCCAGAGCCAGGCUGCCUUGUCCCUUCCACACCUAGCCAAAGCCCAGACCUGCUAUGGCUUUUGCACCUUACUGGAGAGUCCCCAUACCAGAAGGAAGGAGUCGCUCUUCCACUCUGAUCCUGGUUCCUCUCCAUUGUUGCUGCCCAGGAGUCGAUCCAGCAUGUGCUCCAAAGUCUCCCCUUCCACCUCGCCUUCCUCCUCUCCUUCCUCUUUCAGUCUCAACACCCUGGCCUCCAGGCUUUCCCCAAAAUGCUACGCCCUGAACUGGCAGACCACUCUGGACAGUGAUACGACUUCCUCUACUGAAUCCUCUCCUUUUAGCUCGCCGCUGCUGACCAGGUGCCCUGCCAAGUCUUCCCUCUUCAAAGCACUGAGUCAUGAACUACUGUUGUCAAGGAACAUGAGGAAAGCAAUGGUGUCCAGGAACAAUUCCCUAUCCACAGAUGAAGGCAGCUCCACAGACAACAGCCCCAAUGUCAUGAGGAGGGCAUCAGAGGGGUUAGCUGAAAGCCUGCCCAACAACUACAGCCUGGCACCACCUACCAUCUUCCCCAUGGACUUAAGUCUGCACAGAGAGAGGGUAAUGAAGGAAAGAAUGGUACCCAUAGGUAAAGAUGGCAGCCUGAGACUCUCAGCAGAGUACUGUCCAGAUAACCAAAGACUACGGGUUCGUUUGAUCAGUGCUGAGGGCCUGUACCCUCUCUCUGUAGAUCCUAAGAUUAUCAACUGCAGUGUCAGCCUCUCACUGGUUCCUGGAAAAGUCCAGAAGCAACGCAGCACAGUCAUCAGAAAGAGCCGUAAUCCAAUCUUCAAUGAGGAUUUCUUCUUUGAUGGUAUCUCAGAGGAAGACCUCAGCCAGCGGUCCCUUCGCUUUAAAGUGGUGAACAAAAUGUCCACCCUGAAAAGAGACUAUCUCCUUGGUGAUUGUGAUUUGCCUCUUUCUAGCAUUGUGCCAUUCUAAACCCAAGUACU
This is a messenger RNA of Toxotes jaculatrix (banded archerfish), 1514 nucleotides long. RefSeq names its product C2 calcium dependent domain containing 4A (gene c2cd4a). The coding region runs from base 157 to 1503 and encodes 448 amino acids. The transcript is spliced from 2 exons. Lineage: Eukaryota; Metazoa; Chordata; Actinopteri; Toxotidae. The record is from RefSeq and is a predicted model, not a curated record.